AACUUUAAAAAAAAGGCGAACUUAAUCUAACGAUAUAAAAAAUAUUUAUUUUCAAAAAAAAAAAAAAUUCACAAUCUAUCAAUCAAAUGCAAUCAUACCAGUAUAUAUUUAUGGUUCAAAUAGUUAAACGAAUCAGUUUAUCUCUUUCUAUUUUCAUUUCAUUUCCAUUUGCUAUUUAUUAUUUUUAAAGAUUGCGUGCAAAGGAAGCCUAAUUUGCUUAGCACAUGAUCCAAAGUGGAAUUAAGCUUAAACGAUCGAUGGCCGAUAAGAGAGUCCCGAGCGAAGGAAGAAUGCGAAGCAAGUACGGCCUGGUGUACAAGAUGGUACAUAAGCCGGAUGGGUUUGUCUCGUGUUCCAAGUAUUACAAGAGCGAUGUCCACGUGUCGAGACUGUCAAUUCGUAAUGUUGCGCGCGACGAGCAUCUUCGUUCACAUUCGCCUAUCUUCGGCCACCGGGUUUUUCCCCUUCCUUCCUCACCUUUUUCAUGGGAACGUUGACUUCGAGGCGUGGCGCCGGAACUCGAGAAACGUCCUAGCCCGACGACCUCCUCGGAAAUUACAAAAAGAAAUUCGAACGUGCCGAGUAAGCAGGAAACUAGAAACUGAACUUAUAAACAUAUUAUUGAUCGGUGACCACUAGUGCGCCAGCGCAGCGCAAUCCUAAGGGCAAAACAGUAGCAAUCUACCCUCAUUCACGUUUUGUACAGUGUUCUUGUGUCGUUCCAUCGUCCAUUCGCCGCUUCUAAUUUGACACUUUCAAAGUGUCAUCGCGCGUGGCUAACAUGUCCGGUGACAGGGACUAUAUUGGAUUUGCAACAUUACCCGAGCAAGUGCACAGAAAAUCGGUUAAAAGAGGAUUCGAGUUCACUCUGAUGGUGUUAGGAGAAAGUGGCCUUGGAAAAUCUACUUUAAUAAACAGUCUCUUCCUCGGAGAUCUUUACAAAGACCGACGAAUUCUUGAUGCAGCUGAACGCAUUGAAAAAACAACAACGAUAGAAAAGAAGACAAUGGACAUAGAAGAACGUGGAGUGAGGCUACGUCUAACGAUCGUUGAUACACCAGGAUUUGGCGAUGCAGUAAAUUGUGAUGACACUUGGAAAGCAUGUUCAGCCUAUAUCGACGAACAAUUUCGACAAUAUUUCACAGACGAAAGUGGAUUAAAUAGAAAGAAUAUUCAAGACAAUCGAGUACAUUGUUGCUUAUAUUUUAUACCUCCUUAUGGUCACGGACUUAGACAAAUUGAUCUGGAAGUAUUGAAACGAUUACAUCGUAAAGUAAAUGUUGUCCCUGUAAUUGCAAAGGCGGACACAUUGACUACUUACGAAGUAAAAAAAUUAAAAGAACGAAUUCUUACUGACAUCGAAGAACACGAAAUUCAGAUAUAUCAAUUUCCGGAUUGUGAUAGCGAUGAAGAUGAAGAAUUUAAGCAACAAGAUAAAGAGCUUAAAGCAUGCAUUCCGUUUGCUGUAGUCGGUAGUUCAACAGUGCUCGAAGUCGCGGGAAAGAAGGUUCGUGGUCGUCAAUAUCCUUGGGGAGUGGUAGAAGUGGAAAACCCGAAGCACAGUGAUUUCGUGAAAUUAAGGACAAUGCUGAUAUCUACACACAUGCAAGAUCUGAAAGACGUCACACAAGAUGUACAUUAUGAGAAUUUCCGGGCACAAUGCAUUUCACAAAUUUCACAGCAAGCUAUUCGGGAACGGAGGUAUUUACGCAUUAAACUGAAAAGAGAUUCGGGUCCACACUUCGAAAACAGUAUAUCAGACACAGAUAGACUACUUUUGCAGAAAGACGAGGAGAUAAGAAGAAUGCAAGAUAUGCUUGCACAAAUGCAAGAAAAAUUAAAAGCUACAGGACAAGUUGGCCCAGGAAUUGGUCUCAGAGGAAGAGUCGGCAGUCUUGGAAAUGAUUUAGAUGCCACGGAUGUCGAAAAGAAACGCAACAGUAUUAUAGAUGUUUAAACUCUUAAUUAUAAUGCUAGCAUAUAUUAUUAUUGUUGUAAUUUCAUUAUAUCGAAUUUUUGGUUCUAUGUAAUGCGCACAAGAUUGUCGAAACGUGUUUCAAAGGACGAAAAAGUUUUAUACGAAUCUAUAGGAGUAUUAUUGAUGCAUUAUUAAAUUAAUCAUUAGGUAGUUAAUCAUGUUUACGAAGUUUUUACUUUUAUAUUUAUACUGCUUGUAUAGUAGUUAGAAUAUUAUCGUGUCACGUAAACUAUGUUUUAAUAUCAUUCACGAUAUGAAAAGAUUGUAUUUGUAUCAUGCUGUAUUUAUAAAGAUGAAAAUAAUAGUAAAAGUAAAUUAUGACAUAAAAUAUGACAAAAGUAUGACAUAAGAGAAAAAAGAAUACGAACCAUUUUCUUUUUCUUUGUUAAUU
Apis laboriosa (Himalayan honeybee) is the source of this 2369-nucleotide messenger RNA. It is a transcript of the gene Septin4, whose product is annotated as septin-2. The record is from RefSeq and is a predicted model, not a curated record. Gene Ontology annotation, cellular component: microtubule cytoskeleton; septin complex; septin ring. Gene Ontology annotation, biological process: cytoskeleton-dependent cytokinesis; regulation of exocytosis. The coding region runs from base 782 to 1957 and encodes 391 amino acids. Gene Ontology annotation, molecular function: GTP binding; GTPase activity; molecular adaptor activity. The transcript is spliced from 10 exons. Lineage: Eukaryota; Metazoa; Arthropoda; Insecta; Hymenoptera; Apidae.